Molecule: messenger RNA, 1078 nt
Organism: Triticum aestivum (bread wheat)
Lineage: Eukaryota; Viridiplantae; Streptophyta; Magnoliopsida; Poales; Poaceae
Exons: 3
Coding region: 124-1035 (303 amino acids)
Source: RefSeq, a predicted model, not a curated record
CUCGAGCAUAUUUACUCUCACUUCGGGCCUCGGAUCGGAGUUUUCUGUAGUCGCUUAUCCAGCAUCGAUCUACACCAACGCCGGUCGCCGCUCGAAGACGACCAAGGAAGAUCAGAAUCGGCCAUGGCCAUGGAGAUCUCGACGGAGGAGCAGGACCUGGCGUCUUACCGCCGCGACUGGGAAUCCUCCUACGGCGCCGAGUCCGGCCCCUUCGAAUUCUACACGAGCGUGAGAGCCAUGCUCUUCACAUGCAAGCCCACCCCCGCGCACGCGGGCCCCGAAACCUGCCUGCAGAUCUUCUCCAUCGAAGUCACGGAGCUCAGCGGGGGCCUCCAGUGGCCGCUGGAGGUCUACGGCCUUGUCGCCACCCGAGACUCGGUGGAUCAUAAUCGCAACGUCAUCUUCAGGCGCAGGAGGGAAGCCUCCCUACUCCUCACUCAACAGGAUCCCUUCUUGAAGCUCACAGGCCCGUCCCGCGCCGUCGUGUUCGCCGGCCCCGUUGACGUCGAGGUCCAGCUCAAACUCAAAGGCAGAACCACGGAGCGUGAAGACGAAGAGUUCAUCUCCAAAGUUGUGACAUAUGGACGUGAUUUCGGCAGUGACAAUUCCGCCGACGCAGGCAACCAGCACCCCGCGCGCACCACCUGUUCCAGCAGUCGCUGCUCGCUGGAGCUCACCGCCGCCCCGCUCGCCAGGGCGAUCGAGGCCACCGUCAUCUCCGCCGAGGUCACCCAGGGCCGGUGGCCCAAAACCUUAGGAAUCCGCGUCGUCGUCUCCGGCACGACCGGCGCAGACGAGGACUUCGUACUGCUUGACGCUCGAGAUGGGACAUUUCGCGUGGACCUCGCCGACAGCAUCAUCACCCUUACCCGGCAUGUCGUGUGCGUGGAGGAAGGCGGGAGGCUGAAACUUUGCAUAGAGGCCUACAGCAAGAGGACCGGAUGCAUGUACGGAAAAUCUGGGGUCACGGAGCUGAUGCCCAAGAAGGUCCUCCGCCACUAUUGCCGUAUGCAAGCUUGCCUUCUGCACGGUUAAGUUCGUCGUUGGUUGGUCCUGCCUCGUGCCCAAAGUGGGGGAG